AUGAACAAAUAUAGCCUCCGUCCCCGUGUUGAAGGAAGCGGUACUAAGGGCAGCCUUGAUAACGGUGAUAUUAUCGCCAUUGUCGGAAUCUUUGCGUCUAUUAUCGCAACAUUGUUUAGCGUUUGGCUUCUAUAUAUGCUCCACAAAAGAUAUGGCGGGUCGAUAGGAGCACAAGAAAGGUCAGCUGAAAUCCUCGAAGACAAUGGAAAUCAGGUUCUUGAACCCUCUUCAACCUCCGGGAACUCCCUACAAGACUUAGUAGCCUCAUCUAUACAAUCGGCACAAUUUCCAGCGACAGGAACACGAAGUUCACAAUGGCAUGGCUCCAUGCUCAUAUCGGCGCCUGUCGAGAACGGAUCCUCGUCGCGCCUGCGAGAAGUUUUGGAACACCCGCUCGAGGUUGGAAUAACCAGGCCAGAACGGGCCCAUACUUGGGCUGCAGACAAAACGAAACAUUGGAACGGGUCAGAGGUCGGUACUAGUUACAGAUGUGACGGAAAUACCCCCGUAUCUUAA
Messenger RNA from Morchella importuna, 516 nucleotides. RefSeq lists its product as uncharacterized. The coding region runs from base 1 to 516 and encodes 171 amino acids. The transcript is spliced from 2 exons. NCBI's taxonomy places the organism in Eukaryota, Fungi, Ascomycota, Pezizomycetes, Pezizales, Morchellaceae. The record is from RefSeq and is a predicted model, not a curated record.